Molecule: messenger RNA, 1928 nt
Organism: Cutaneotrichosporon oleaginosum
Lineage: Eukaryota; Fungi; Basidiomycota; Tremellomycetes; Trichosporonales; Trichosporonaceae
Biological process (GO): protein phosphorylation; cell integrity MAPK cascade; regulation of fungal-type cell wall organization
Molecular function (GO): ATP binding; MAP kinase kinase activity
Source: RefSeq, a predicted model, not a curated record
CAUUCUCCCACCACUCGCUCGUCUUGCUCAUCUCUUGUCAUCUCUUGUCAUCUCUGGACAUCUACUCUCUCUUUCUUUCUCAUCCACUCUCUCCUCCUCCUCAUCAUCCAAGUAGCCUGCCUCCCCCUCGCUUCCACCAUGUCGGCCCCCCGUCGUCCAGGUGGUGCCCGCCCUAAUCCCAGCUCCGCCGCAUCCCACCUCCCCCCUACCCCACCCACCUACCAGAACGGCUCUCCCUCACCCUCCUACUACCCUCCUCCUUCAUCCCGUGCUGCCCCUCCUCCUCCGCCCCGCGUCGUCAUCCCGGAAGGCAAUGUCCCCGGUAUCGUAGUCGACCAGGCUGGACAGGGUGGGUGGCACACACCUAGCCCACUUCCAUCGCUUGCCACGAGACCACGAGCGCUACCCUCUCCACGAGCGCUACCCUCUCUUGCAACGGCUGGACCUCAGGCUGCAUCGUCGUCUCGUCCGAAACUCAAGCUCCCGUCUGCGACUGCGCCCGUCGUCCCCACGCUUCCCCCCCUCCCCACGGGUGGGCCUGCACUCCCCAGACUGGCAACUUGCGUCCCUUCUCCGGGGAUGACGCCCGGUGGCCGGUCGCAGUCAUUGUCCGCCACACCUUCGGCGGCGCGCCGAGGUGGAUUGACGAUCGAGAUGCCGGUAGGCCCAUCGCGAGACCAGCAGUUCCAGGAGCACGAAGAGGACGGCCGCAACAUGAUCUUGACUCCCGUGCCGAACCAAGAGACCGUCAUGCCGAGGCAACGCGUGCGCCCUCCGUUCAACCAGGCCCAGAGUGAUGCGCAGAUGAUGCAGGAGCUCCGUCAGCAGGUUGGGCAGUUGAAAAUCAUUCCACCUCCAACACCACCAAUUUCUGGCGAUUCGGCCUCGAAUCAUUCAAUAUCUCCUCCACAGGCCCACCAGAGCCCGAACAGUAGCAGCAGCAGUCGCCCGGCGUCGAUCCAUGACGCCACAGGGGGCUCGAUUGACCCGUCCGACCUCGUCGUCAUUAAGAGCUUAGGAGAGGGUGCAGGAGGUGCGGUACACCUGGUCCAAUCCCGCAGGGAUGGCUCUAUCAUGGCGCGCAAGGUCAUUUCCCGCACCGCCGACCCAGCCAUUCACAAGCAGAUUCUUCGCGAACUGGCGUUCUUUUCGUCUACAAAAUCUCCCUACAUUGUGGACCACUACGGAGCCUUCCUGGCUGACCACGACUCGCAGAUUUGCAUCCUCAUGGAGUACUGCGAGGGUGGGUCACUUGACUACAUCAUCGGCAAGCUCAGGAGCCGUAACAUCCCUUUCCCCGAGCAUGUCAUUGGUCGCGUAGGCAGCUCAGUUCUCCGCGGCCUCGACUACUUGCACACGCGUAAGAUUAUUCACCGUGAUAUCAAGCCCAGCAAUAUCCUCCUUACGCGGGACGGUGCAAUCAAGCUGUGUGACUUUGGCGUGUCUGGCGAGCUGGUCGACUCGCAUGCGGGAACCUUUACGGGGACAUCGUACUACAUGGCGCCCGAGCGCUUGACGGGCAAGCCGUACUCGAUCCGCUCGGACGUGUGGUCGCUCGGUUUGACUCUACACGAGCUGGCGCACUUGCGCUUCCCGUACGGCAAGGGACUGUCGCCGGUUGAAUUGCUUAUGUCCGUCCUACAUGCCCCUCUACCUACCAUGAUCGACAGCCCGGAGAAGGGCAUUUUCUGGCGUCCGGAAAUUCGCGAUUUCAUGGACAAAGACAAUACGAGCUCCAUUGACACAAGCCUUAUACGGGAUGGCACGCUUCGCCCGUACCCGCGCGAGUUGUUGAGUCACCCCUUCAUCCGGCACAGCGAGGCUAUGAACUUCAACAUGGCCCAGUGGGUCGCAACGCUGUUGGCUCCCGCGUGAUGGACAGUGUUGCGUCUGCCACCUCAUGCGACGCCCCCAAUGUCUUCUAGCUC